AUGCAAUGUCGCCUGAACCAUAAUGAUGCCUAUAUCACUACACCAAUAUAUUAUGUUAAUGCAGUUCCUCAUAUUGGUCACCUCUAUUCAAGUGUAAUAGCAGAUACAUUACGUCGUUUCUAUGCCUUGAAAAAUUAUGAAACUUCUUUAACUACAGGUACCGAUGAACAUGGUUUGAAGAUCCAACAAGCAGCUGCCAAAAAUAAUACGACUCCAAUCGAACUUUGUGAUAAGGUUUCAGAUAGUUUCCGGAAAUUAUGUGACAAGGCGAAUAUUCAAUAUACGACGUUUAUGCGUACUACUGAACCACGACAUGCCAAGGCAGUAUCCCAUUUAUGGAAUGCUCUUUUGAACGCAGGUUACAUUUACAAAGGACAACAUGAAGGAUGGUACGCCAUUUCUGAUGAAGCAUUUUACCCUGAUAAUCAAGUACAUAAAAUAACGGACGAACAAGGCAAUGAUAUGAUGGUCUCUACAGAAUCUGGACAACGUGUGGAAUGGACAAUGGAAGAAAACUACAAAUUCAAGCUCUCAGAUUUCGAACAACCAUUAUUAGAUUGGAUCGAACAAAAUCCUCAAGUCAUUGUACCUGCUAAUCGAAAAAAAGAAGUCAUCUCAUGGAUUCAAGCUGGUUUAGGUGACCUCUCUAUUUCUCGUUUACGUUCUCGCCUGGAUUGGGGUAUUCCUGUACCAAAUGAUCCUGAAAAUCAUACGAUUUAUGUUUGGCUUGAUGCUCUCACCAAUUAUAUUACUGCUAAAGGUUAUCCUGAUACUACAGAACAAAUAUCAGCCAAAGUACAUGUAGUGGGCAAAGAUAUUUUACGAUUUCAUGCUGUCUAUUGGCCUGCUUUCUUGAUGGCGGCUGGUCUACCUUUACCUCAACAGAUCUUGGCACACGCUCAUUGGACAAUGGGAAAACAAAAAAUGUCGAAAAGUCGGGGUAACGUCGCUGAUCCUUUCGAGGUGAUGGAAACAUAUGGAGUGGAUCCUGUACGAUAUUAUCUUAUGCGUGAUGGUGGAUUGGCUGAUGAUGGUGAUUACUCUGAAGAUGGCAUCAAGAAAAGAUAUAAAAAAGAUUUGGCAGGACAAUUAGGCAACUUAUUAAAUCGUAGUACUGGAGAAUCUCUCAAUCCUGAAGGCAAGGUUCCUGCUAUGGCCUCAAUUGUAGAUUCUCGUGACAAAACUAUACAUGAUAAGUUGACAGCUCUUCCAGGGAUUUUUGAUACUCAUUUUGAAGAAAGAGAAUUUAAUAAAGGAAUUGUAGCUAUUAUGGAUAUGUUGGCAGAGGCAAAUAAACAUUUUACCGAUAAUCAACCUUGGAAAUUGAAAGAUCAACCUGAAAGAAGAAAUCAAGUACUAUAUUAUGCAUUGGAAUCAUGUAGGGUAGCAGGUAUUUUACUUCAACCUGUGAUGCCUACGAAAAUGGAUGAAUUGUUGUCAAGAUUAGGUGUCCCUGAAAAUCAAAGAUCAUUCUCUGAUGCAGCACUAUCUUGUGAAAUGCGUUUAUUAGGUCCAUCUACUGGUGUUUUAUUCCCUCGUCUCUGA
This is a messenger RNA of Halteromyces radiatus, 1545 nucleotides long. RefSeq names its product tRNA synthetases class I (M)-domain-containing protein. The record is from RefSeq and is a predicted model, not a curated record. Bases 1 to 1545 code for a protein of 514 amino acids. Gene Ontology annotation, molecular function: ATP binding; methionine-tRNA ligase activity. Gene Ontology annotation, biological process: methionyl-tRNA aminoacylation. NCBI's taxonomy places the organism in Eukaryota, Fungi, Mucoromycota, Mucoromycetes, Mucorales, Cunninghamellaceae. The transcript is spliced from 6 exons.